AUUGAUUCUGCCCCUAGCAGCGCGGAACUACAAGUUCCAGAGUACCUCGCGGCCACCGUUGUCUAAGGCCGAGUGGAAUUGGCCCAGGAUGACAGCUGGAGAAUGGAGUCAGUUUUAUCCAAGUAUGAAAACCAGAUUACUAUUUUCACUGACUACCUAGAAGAAUUUCCAGACACAGAUGAGCUGGUAUGGAUCUUGGGGAAACAGCAUCUCCUUAAAACAGAAAAAUCUAAGCUGUUGUCUGAUAUAAGUGCUCGUCUAUGGUUUACAUACAGAAGGAAAUUUUCACCAAUUGGGGGAACAGGCCCUUCGUCAGAUGCUGGCUGGGGGUGUAUGCUGCGCUGUGGACAGAUGAUGCUGGCUCAAGCUCUUAUCUGCAGACAUUUGGGAAGGGACUGGAACUGGGAGAAACAAAAAGAACAACCCAAAGAAUACCAGCGGAUCCUACAGUGCUUCUUAGAUAGAAAAGACUGUUGCUAUUCUAUUCAUCAAAUGGCACAAAUGGGUGUAGGAGAAGGGAAGUCAAUUGGUGAAUGGUUUGGACCAAAUACAGUCGCACAGGUGUUAAAAAAACUUGCUUUAUUUGAUGAGUGGAAUUCCUUGGCUGUUUAUGUUUCAAUGGAUAACACAGUGGUCAUUGAAGAUAUCAAAAAAAUGUGUUGUGUCCUUCCCUUGAGUGCUGGCAUGCCCAGUGAGAGACCCUAUGACCCUCUGAAUCCUCCGAACCACAAUAAAGCCACCUCUGCCUGCUGCCCAGCCUGGAAACCCCUGCUGCUCAUUGUGCCCCUCCGCCUGGGCAUAAACCAAAUCAAUCCUGUCUAUGUUGAUGCAUUCAAAGAGUGUUUUAAGAUGCCACAGUCUUUAGGGGCAUUAGGAGGAAAACCAAAUAACGCCUAUUAUUUCAUAGGAUUCUUAGGUGAUGAGCUCAUUUUCUUGGACCCUCACACAACCCAGACCUUUGUUGACACUGAAGAGAAUGGAAUGGUUGAUGAUCAGACUUUCCAUUGUCUGCAGUCACCACAGCGAAUGAGCAUUCUGAACUUGGAUCCUUCUGUGGCAUUGGGAUUUUUCUGCAAAGAAGAAAAAGACUUUGAUAGCUGGUGUAACCUUGUUCAGAAGGAAAUUCUAAAGGAAAACUUAAGGAUGUUUGAAUUAGUUCAGAAACAUCCAUCACACUGGCCUCCCUUUGUACCUCCAGCCAAACCAGAGGUGACAACCACUGGGGCAGAAUUCAUUGACUCUACUGAACAACUAGAGGAGUUUGACCUGGAGGAAGAUUUUGAGAUUCUGAGUGUAUAGAAGAAUAGUAGGAACUCAACCUGAGGUGUGUCUUUGAUCUGGUACUAGAAGAACAUGAACUCAGUGCAUAAAACUUUUCUAGUCAGCAAGUGCCUGUUAUGCCAACAGCAUACAAAUGUGAUAGCAAUCAAUCCUGACUGAGCCAAUCACUGUUCCUCAGAAAAAACAAUGAAUAACCCUUCCCCAGAAUGAACUAGAACAAUUAUAAAAUCUAGGAGCAAAGAGAUUAGGAGUCAUCCCUUGCUUCCCAGCUUGUAUUACAUAGCCACAGGGAGUCUGCCACUACUGAAAUGAGGAGGUGGACAUCUGGAACAUAGACAGAAGUUCCCAUCUUGCUUCAAGCAUCAGCAGAUAAGAUAUGGUUAACUGUGCUUCCUCACCCUUUCAGGUGUGACCUCUUUUGGGCUAAAUACUAAGAAGCAGUUUAUUCCUUUGUUCUAAUAAUAAAGUGAUUACAUCAGGGA
Phyllostomus hastatus (greater spear-nosed bat) is the source of this 1763-nucleotide messenger RNA. RefSeq names its product autophagy related 4A cysteine peptidase (gene ATG4A). Gene Ontology annotation, molecular function: protein-phosphatidylethanolamide deconjugating activity. The transcript has 13 exons. The record is from RefSeq and is a predicted model, not a curated record. The coding region runs from base 103 to 1299 and encodes 398 amino acids. NCBI's taxonomy places the organism in Eukaryota, Metazoa, Chordata, Mammalia, Chiroptera, Phyllostomidae.